This is a messenger RNA of Procambarus clarkii (red swamp crayfish), 3833 nucleotides long. The record is from RefSeq and is a predicted model, not a curated record. NCBI's taxonomy places the organism in Eukaryota, Metazoa, Arthropoda, Malacostraca, Decapoda, Cambaridae.
UCAUGGAUAUCGGCUUCAUUCGCUGCAAUAGAGCAAGGACUUGUAUCUACUCUAGCACGAAGACUCUUGUAUCUGCUCUAGCACGAAGACUCUUGUACCUGCUCUAGCACGAAGACUCUUGUACCUGCUCUAGCACGAAGACUCUUGUAUCUGCUCUAGCACGAAGACUCUUGUACCUGCUCUAGCACGAAGACUCUUGUACCUGCUCUAGCACGAAGACUCUUGUACCUGCUCUAGCACGAAGACUCUUGUACCUGCUCUAGAACGAAGACUCUUGUACCUGCUCUAGAACGAGCAGGUGCACUACUUGCUCUAUUAUUUCUCUUCAGUCUCAAGAGCAAUUCAACGAUCUGUUUUAAAAUUCACAACACUUCUGUGCUAGAGCAAAAUAAAGAGGACUCUAUCAUCUGUAGAACCUCGACACUCCUUUGUUACGGUACAGAGGACUCUAGGAUCUGUUCUAGAAUUAAAGUGCUUUAUGUUAUGCGCAAACAGGGCUCUACUUCCUGCUCUUGAACCUCGACACCUAGCAUAGGUGUUUGAGUAAGAGGACACACAAGAGGGACCUUACUAGACGUCACCACAAGAACAGGCAAGAGCGACUUGUGUACAGGUGUCCAAGGAAAACGGCAGAGGAGGCUUGGAUAGGAAGAAUCGAAGGAGGAAGGAAUAGUGAGGUUUGGAAAGGCGGGGAGUUUGGAAACACAGGCGCGAGAAGCAGCCGUUGUAGCGGAAGCAUUGAAGGAGGCGACGAAGACGACGAGGAGCGUGGGACAAGCCUGAAGGAAACGAGGGAGGGAGAGAAAGGCUGAGAAGACUGACCAGAGGAAGAAUCGUCAAGGAGGACAGAAGAUAAUGAGCGAAGGUGUGAUGCGAGCGGUGGUAGUGAUGGCGGCCUUGACGGUGCUCCUGGGGGAGGCGAAGACGGCCGCAGGAGUCACCUGCCUCCCAGCUGAGAUGAUCGCCCCCUGUACCUGCAAGGACAAGUCCAGAGGUCCAAGCAUAGCGUGCGAGAACGCGGACGAGGCGCAGAUCCGCAACAGCCUGAACGUGCUGAAGAAGAACUCGACGGUGAUCUACCGCCUCAUGUUCCGCAGCUCCAACUUCCCGUGGGUGCACGACUACACCUUCCUGGGGCUGGACGUGCAGCACCUCACCAUGAGCAGGACCAACAUCUCCGUCGUUGGGGAGUCCUCCCUCAGGUCCCUGGCCCACACGCUCGAGACGCUCGACCUCUCCUACAACAACUUGCUUGCGGUGCCGACGGUGGCGCUGGAGCACCUUCAGAACCUGUCCUUCCUCAACCUCAACUAUAACAUGAUCAAGAUCCUGGGCCAGGCGGCGUUCUCCGGGCUGCGGGCCCUCGAGCGCCUCUCCCUCUACGACAACCAGAUGCAACACGUCGAGGAGAACGCCUUCUCCGGCACCGGCGACAAGCUGUUCCGACUCAACCUGGGCAAGAACCACCUGGAGGACGUGCCCAACCUGCAGGCCCUGACCAACCUCCAGGUUCUCACCAUCAGCGACAACCACAUAUCCAGUCUCCGGAUGGGCAGCUUCAAGGGGCUCAAGAAGCUAGACAUGCUGAUGUUGGAAAAUAACAAGAUAAGGACGUUGGAAGCGAACGUGUUCAGCGAACUCUCGAACCUCAACUCGCUCAACAUUAAGCACAACCACAUCGCCAACAUCAGCCAGCAAGCGUUUACCGGACUCGAAGAUAACCUGGAGUGGCUGGAGCUGGGUCACAACCGCCUCGACCACAUCCCGUCCCACGCCCUCCGGACCCUAAAAAACCUCCGCCAGCUCGACCUCGACUCCAACAGGAUAGUGGAAGUACCUGAGGACGCCUUCGAGGGUUACGGGGACAGCAUCAAGUUCCUCAUGUUGAAUCGCAACAACAUCAAGAACAUCCUGCCCAUGACCUUCUUCGACCUGCAUUCACUGGAGUGGCUGAAACUGGCUCACAACGAACUCACUCACCUCACCGAAGAAGCCAUCCAGCCCAUAUUCGACACACUCACCAUGAUCGACGUCUCCAACAACCCCCUGAAGUGCGCGUGCGAGCUGAUGUGGUUGAGGUCGUGGCUGGAGGCCUUCACCCGGCGGGAGACCUACAAGUCCUUCUCCCAGCACACCUGCGUCAGCGAGAGCAGCAGCAGAGUCCAGGACAUCCUCGAGCUGAAUGCCGACCGCCUCGGCUGUCCGGAAUACACGGCCGAGACCACGGCGAGAGCGAUGUCGUCUCCAGUCGCGCCGGGCGUCUCUGUCGUCCUGGUUGUGGUCUCCCUGCUGGUCCAGUAGGCGCAGGAGGGCCCCGUCACCACCCCCCAGCACCUGCACCACCAUCCCGUGUACUACAACUGUCUUCCACCCCCUCUCUAUAGUACUUCAAGUAUCUACGACCCCCUCCCAAGUACUGAAACAGUGUUGGAUCCGCUCCUUAGUACUACAACUGUCUACGACCCCCCCCUCCCUAGUACCACAACAGUGUAGGAUCCUCUCCAUAGUACUAAAACAGUGUAGGACCCCCCUCCCUAGUAUAACAGUGUAGGACCCCCUCUCUCCCUUGUGCUAAAUCAGGUGCAGGAUCCCUCUUCCUAGAACUGCAAAAUGUAGGGCACAUCCCUAGUAUUUCAACACGUGUAGGACCACCUCAUUUCACAACAGGUGUAAGAUCUUCUUCAAUGUAUGAGUGGCUUCACUAAAACAGUUGCAGAAGAACUCUACUACCACAACAGCUGUAGAAGGGCCCCACUACCACAACAGCUGUAGAAGGGUCCCACUACCACAACAGCUGUAGAAGGGCCCCACUACCACAACAGCUGUAGAAGGGCCCCACUACCACAACAGCUGUAGAAGGGCCCCACUACCACAACAGCUGUAGAAGGGCCCCACUACCACAACAGCUGUAGAAGGGCCCCACUACCACAACAGCUGUAGAAGGGGCCCUACUAUAGCUAUAAGAGCGCUCCACUGCCACAACAACUGUAUUCGUGGGCCACAAAUGAGCAAUGACUCAGGCAACAGAAGAUCCAAGAACACGAACCGGUUAGUUCUCAAACCAGUAUCUCUGUAGCAGAGGGAAACACAACUGCACACAUUUCUAGCACCCCCAUCCCCGCAGACCAGGAGCUGGACCACGACUGGUCUGCGCCUCAGGUCUGUUGAAUCGUAUCCAACGUCUUGGUUACUUCUUAGUGAUACUAUGAAACCUAGGACCUGAGGCCAUCUGUAAUUCUUAGUAGCCUAAAGUCUUAAUUGUAAGUAAGAAAUACUGAAUUGUUUUAUAUGUAUCGCAAAUUAUAUAAAUUAAAAUAAAAUAAUUUGUUAAGGAUAAAGCUUCAGCUAUUUAUUUAGCUUUACAAAUAAAGACUAAUGUAUUUUGUCAUUGCAUUCUGCUAUUUAUUUGUUUCUUGUGACUAAUCUACUUUACUUUCUUGUACAAAUAAAAUAUAAAAUACAGAUAAUUAUAUAAUACAGCUUUUCUGCAAAUAUAAUAGCGAAUAAGGUGUUUUAUUUAGUAAUUUUUGCUAGGGCUGUAAUUGCUGUAUGUUAUUGUUAACAACUAUGUGAUAGAUUGUAACCAUCAAUAGCAUUAUUGUUAUUAUUAGUAUUAUUAAAGUAGAAACAGUUUGUAGUUAAUUCGCUCAAUGUUAAGUAGUGAUGGCACUGUAUGACGUCAUAUGCUCGGGCUGUCAAGACAUCACAAAUCAUGUCUUUUGUCACAAGAGACGUCACGAUUACAUCACAAGCUUAAGUGACGUCAUUACGUUACACGCCUCAGUGAUACCAUAACAGCUCUGGUGAAUUUGCCAUUAUGACAUUACGAACAA